GCUUGAUUGAUUCACUGGGCCUAAACAUUCAAUGGACAAAGAAGGUCAAGAGACGCUCAAGCUUUUGGAAAACGACCUCCAGAAUGCUGUGCAACAACUUGCCGUAGACAAAGCAGUAUGGGACCCAAACUUUGACUCUAUCAAGUUCAAGGCCAUCAUGGCUGGACUAGGUAAAAUCCUUUCAUCCGAUGCCACGAAAUUGACAUUGGCCUGCAAGCCUCCUUGCAAGACGAGCGAUAUGAAGCCGAUGGUGAAAGGUAUGCAAGAAACCGUCAAGCGGAUCAGCGGAUUUGUCGACACCAUUCCACCCACAUCUGGAAGGACCUACUUGGAGCACAUUCAGAAACUUGCUCGUUCAGCAUUCACAGCCUCCAUCAGUUUAUGUAAAAGUUUAGCCGAAGCCGAAGAUGCCAGCAAGAUUGAUCAAAUAUUGAAGACUACUGGAUCGGUCUGGGAUGUUUGCAAAUCAUUCGAAUCCCAAGUUGCUAGCAACAACCGUGAGGCUGUGGAGAAGCAAUGGAAAGGCGUCUCCGAAAUGGUUGCUGAUGCACAAGAAGAACUACAAGAUUUUAUUGCCGAGCAAAAUGCAGAUGAUAAUGAAGAAGAGGAAGAAGACGAUGGAUGGGGAGAUAUCAUGGAAAAUGGUACUAAAAUGACACCGGAGCAAUUGGAAGCAUGCAAGAAGACGUUCAAUAUGAUCAAAAUGACGAGCAUGGUCUUGAAGAAAGUACAAUUGCGAUUUAUUGCUACAGCAUCCAAUGACGCUGAAACCAACAUUUGGCUGGACGAUUUGUCCCGUGCUGGGUCUACUGUCAGCGAUCAAAUUGACAUCGUUGCGUCAUCGUUCUAUGAAGAAGACGCCAAUCUCAAGGAUUAUAUAGCUUCUUUUGUUGCGUCCGCACUCUCUUUGAUCACCAUUGUGGAAACCCGAGUAAAGGAGGACGAACACGUCAGGUGGUUUCAGGUGAGCAAGGCACAGGCUAUUGGGACAGGGGGGGGGGGAUGAUAGAUCAUACUAAUCGAUUAUUUUUUUCUUCUAAUCCUUCGAAUCAGAUGUGCCGAAAACAAUACCAAUCGCUUGAAAGUAGCAUAAAUUUAGAAUAAAGAUCUUGUACAUUUUAAUCACUGGUAGGCAUGGCUGGACUGUGUGGGUGCGGACAAGGUG
This is a messenger RNA of Umbelopsis ramanniana AG, 1165 nucleotides long. RefSeq lists its product as uncharacterized. Gene Ontology annotation, biological process: regulation of cell cycle. The record is from RefSeq and is a predicted model, not a curated record. The coding region runs from base 32 to 1006 and encodes 324 amino acids. NCBI's taxonomy places the organism in Eukaryota, Fungi, Mucoromycota, Umbelopsidomycetes, Umbelopsidales, Umbelopsidaceae. Gene Ontology annotation, cellular component: nucleus. The transcript has 4 exons.